Molecule: messenger RNA, 2228 nt
Organism: Balaenoptera ricei (Rice's whale)
Lineage: Eukaryota; Metazoa; Chordata; Mammalia; Artiodactyla; Balaenopteridae
Gene: UCP3
Product: uncoupling protein 3
Exons: 7
Coding region: 223-1149 (308 amino acids)
Biological process (GO): mitochondrial transmembrane transport; adaptive thermogenesis; response to cold
Cellular component (GO): mitochondrial membrane
Molecular function (GO): oxidative phosphorylation uncoupler activity
Source: RefSeq, a predicted model, not a curated record
GCCAGAGGCUGCAGGGACGACAGCAAAUGACAGAGGGGUGAUCAGGUCCCUGCUGCCACCUCCUGGGAUGGAGCCCUAAGGAGCCUUAAAGAGACCCUAUGCUUCCCCCACUUUGGCUGGACUCACAGCCUCCUCCAUGCACUGAAGCCCAGGGCUGUGCAGCAGCCUCUCUCCUUGGACCUCCGCUGGGCCCUGGAGGGACCGGGCAGAGCCCCUGGGACCAUGGUUGGACUGAAGCCUUCAGAGGUGCCUCCCACAACGGCUGUGAAGUUCCUGGGGGCGGGCACAGCGGCCUGCUUUGCUGACCUCCUCACCUUCCCACUGGACACGGCCAAGGUCCGCCUGCAGAUCCAGGGGGAGAACCAGGCGGCCCGAAGCGCGCAGUACCGCGGGGUGCUGGGCACCAUCCUGACCAUGGUGCGCACCGAGGGCCCCCGCAGCCCCUACAAAGGCCUGGUCGCCGGCCUGCAGCGCCAGAUGAGCUUCGCCUCCGUCCGCAUCGGCCUCUACGACUCCGUCAAGCAGUUCUACACCCCCAAGGGAUCGGACCACUCCAGCAUCACUACCCGGAUUUUGGCGGGCUGCACCACCGGGGCCAUGGCAGUGACCUGUGCCCAGCCCACGGAUGUGGUGAAGAUCCGAUUUCAGGCCAGCGUGCAAGCUGGGCCCGGGAGCAAUAGGAAGUACAGCGGGACAAUGGAUGCCUACAGGACCAUCGCCAGGGAGGAAGGGGUUCGGGGCCUGUGGAAAGGAACUCUGCCCAACAUCACGAGGAAUGCCAUCAUCAACUGUGCUGAGAUGGUGACCUACGACGUCAUCAAGGAGAAGCUGCUAGACUACCACCUGCUCACCGACAACUUCCCCUGCCACUUCAUCUCUGCCUUUGGAGCUGGCUUCUGUGCCACAGUGGUGGCCUCCCCAGUGGAUGUGGUGAAGACCCGGUAUAUGAACUCACCCCCAGGCCACUACCGCAGCCCCUUCGACUGUAUGCUGAAGAUGGUGACCCAGGAGGGCCCCACAGCCUUCUAUAAGGGAUUUACACCCUCCUUUUUGCGUCUGGGAGCCUGGAAUGUGGUGAUGUUCGUCACCUACGAGCAACUGAAACGGGCCUUGAUGAAAGUCCAGAUGCUACGGGAAUCUCCGUUUUGACUAAGACAAGGCCACUUGGUACUUAACUAGGACAAAACCAGUUAAGGAUGGAAUAAAGCAGCAGGUCCACACACACAAGGACGUAGACCCACACAUGUUUACAAAACUGUUUACUUGCUGCUGACUCAAGAAAUAGAAGAGGAGGAAGGACUGUGGUCUUCCGUGCUUUGUCUUAAGAAUACCUUUGUUUUGCACUGACAAAAUGGAAAAUAAAUUACAUUAAUUUGUGAAACCCAUCAGGUUGGAUGCCUAACAUUUAGGCAAGGAAAAACAGAUCCAUUUGGAUAAAACGGAAGUUUGCAAACUUACGUCCCCUGAAAAAUCUGAUUAGACGAUGAAUUAUAAACAGGAAAGGGACAGGAGUGGCAUGCGAUUCACUUGGAAAUCAGCUAAGGAGUCUAGAGGGGCACCGCCAAAGCAACACAAAGCUUUUGACUGCAGCCUUCGGUUAGCCGUGGAUCAUCAGCUAUAUUUGUAGCGUGCCUGCUGUGUAAAACCCACUGGGAUUCCAGGAAACGUGAGAAGAAAAGGAGAAAACCUAGAACCUGUGUCAAAGGAGCACUGCUGAGCCAGUGUGAGGCUUAGACCCAUAAAUGUUUGCUGAUGACACUGGAGAAUCAAGAGGGCAGCCUCAGUCUUCUUUCCUGUAAAAUGAGAGUAAUAAUCCCUUUCCUCCUACCUCACUUGGGGUGUUUAUGAGGAUCAAGUGAGAAGCUGGGCAAGAAAGUACAUUAUAAAAGCAAAAGCUCUGUACAAAUGUAAAUAUAAGGACCAUGCCUUGGGAAAGAUUUUGUCAGUCAGUGAGGAAGUGCCAGGGAAGAAGUUUUUGAAAGUCACAGUGGUCUAGAGGUGAGACCAAAGGAACCAGGGGUUCGGGGGCCAGGGGUGACAGAGAAUGAUGUGCAGCUGCGGGAGCCCCCCACUCCCUGCUGGACUGUGAGGCACCUUGAAGGGUGUGGAGUUUUGGGACAAAGAGAUAAAUACUGGGCUGAGAGCCUAAAGUACCAGGACUCAGAAUUUUUGGAAAAUUACUAUGACUCAAUAAAGGAAUUCACACCUUGAGUGUGGGAAUGAGAAUA